CAAUGCCAAGUUUCUCCUCCUGCCUUGCGUAGGAACACAGGGAGUGUCUCUUCAAUGGCGUCGACGCUCACCUCGUUAUCCUCUGUUCUCGGCCAACCUCACUGCGGGCUCCGCCUCAAGAAGCUCCACAGUAGAUGCCGAUUAAGCCUCGGUUUUCUCUCCCCACUGAAGACCCAGGCUUCCGUCGGGAGCUGCUUCUACCACCGCGCGCCACUGCCACUCAAAACGACAUUUCCUUUCGGCCCCUCUUCCAGAAGCUUCUCCCAAAAAAAUAUCUGUCUUCCUGAAGGCCCAUUCCUCCAACACUUCAUCGCUCAAGCUGCUCUUAUUGCCUCCUCCGAAGCCCAGCCCGACCAAUUACCAGCUUCUAAAGUCACUUUGAGUGGACGUAUCUAUCAUGAGACUUAUGGAUGUCAAAUGAAUAUCAAUGAUAUGGAGAUUGUCCUAUCUAUCAUGAAGAAUGCUGGAUAUAGUGAAGUGGUGGAUGAUCCUGAGAGUGCAGAGAUAAUUUUUAUCAACACUUGUGCUAUCAGGGACAAUGCAGAACAAAGGGUGUGGCAGAGGCUCAAUUACUUUUGGUUUCUCAAGAGAGAAUGGAAGAGCAAUGUCAAAAUCGGAAGGUCGAAUUCCCUGCACCCUCCAAAAGUUGUGGUCUUGGGAUGCAUGGCCGAGAGGUUAAAGGAUAAGAUACUUGAUGCAGACAAAAUGGUCGAUGUGGUCUGUGGACCUGAUGCUUACAGAGACUUACCACGCUUGUUGGAAGAGGUAGACUAUGGUCAAAAGGGGAUAAACACUCUUCUUUCACUUGAAGAGACCUAUGCUGAUAUUAAUCCAGUUCGAAUCUCGAAAAAUUCAGUUACUGCUUUUGUUUCUGUGAUGAGAGGUUGCAAUAAUAUGUGCUCCUUUUGCAUUGUUCCUUUUACAAGAGGCAGGGAGCGGUCACGUCCUGUAGAGUCUAUAGUGAAGGAGGUGGGGGAGCUUUGGAAAGAAGGUGUGAAAGAGGUAACGCUUCUUGGCCAGAAUGUAAACAGCUAUAAUGAUGCAUGUGUGGACGAAAAAGAAGUUGAACCCGGGACUAAUUGGAGACAUAGUGAAGGCUUUUCCAGUAUGUGCAUGGUCAAAAAAAUGGGUUUACGUUUUUCUGAUCUAUUGAAUCGACUAUCCUCAGAAUUCCCUGAGAUGCGGUUCAGAUACACAUCCCCACAUCCUAAAGAUUUCCCUGAUGAGUUACUCUAUCUAAUGCGAGACAGACAUAAUAUUUGCAAAUGUAUCCAUUUACCUGCACAAACUGGGAAUAGCAAAGUACUUGAAAGGAUGCGUCGGGGAUAUACCCGAGAGGCAUACUUAGAUCUUGUGCAAAAGAUACGGAGAAUUAUUCCAGAUGUGGGAAUAACCAGUGAUUUCAUAUGUGGGUUCUGUGGUGAAACAGAGGAGGAACAUGCAGACACACUAAGCCUUAUUAAGAUUGUUGGUUAUGAUAUGGCAUACAUGUUUGCGUAUAGUAUGAGGGAGAAAACCCAUGCCCAUAGAAACUACAUUGAUGAUGUUCCUGAGGAAGUCAAGCAGAGGCGACUGACUGAACUUAUUGAUGCUUUCCGAGAGAGUACAGGUCAAUGUUAUGACUCUCAGAUUGGGACUGUACAACUAGUGCUGGUUGAAGGACCGAAUAAGAGAGCUCCUGAUACGGAACUUAUUGGAAAGAGUGAUAGAGGUCAUAGAGUUUCAUUUAUUAAUCUUCCAGUACCAUAUUGUGAUGAUAAUACUAACGGGAAACGAAACCCUGUAGUUGGUGACUAUGUGGAAGUUCAUAUAUUGAAAUCUACGCGGGCAACGCUCUUUGGAGAGGCAAUUGCUAUAACUAAAUUGAGUUCAUUUUACAACAAUAUGGUUGAAGAAGCUGUUGCUUAUGAAAGCAGAAUUUGAAAAUUGGCCAGUCUAAACGGGCAAUUCUGUCUCCCCUUUCCCUUGAAAGCAAUGUACAAGAUCAACCUUGUUUAACAUUGGUUGAGCAGCUUCAUACUCGGUGAAUAAGAUCUCAUUUGGUUGCAAUGAUGACCAAAGGAGCUUCAAACUGUAGACGAUGACCUGCAACUUCCAUAUAGUGUAGAGGUUCAGCAAUUUUUCAAUUAGUAUGUGCAGAUUGAAAAUGCAAUUUACAUUGACCAGACCUUUUUUUGAUCCUAGUCAAUCAUUUUCUAACUA
Messenger RNA from Juglans microcarpa x Juglans regia, 2202 nucleotides. Its product is annotated as CDK5RAP1-like protein. Gene Ontology annotation, molecular function: 4 iron, 4 sulfur cluster binding; tRNA-2-methylthio-N(6)-dimethylallyladenosine(37) synthase activity. The coding region runs from base 55 to 1923 and encodes 622 amino acids. The record is from RefSeq and is a predicted model, not a curated record. NCBI's taxonomy places the organism in Eukaryota, Viridiplantae, Streptophyta, Magnoliopsida, Fagales, Juglandaceae. Gene Ontology annotation, biological process: negative regulation of cyclin-dependent protein serine/threonine kinase activity; tRNA modification. Gene Ontology annotation, cellular component: mitochondrion; cytosol. The transcript has 3 exons.